AUGCUUGAUUUCAGGGGAGAACAAGGAAGACCUUUCUACGAUCCGUCCAAGUUGGUUCUCGACCAUACCAAGAAAACGAGCUUGAAACCACGUUUGUGGCAAAUACAUCGUCGAUCGAAGGUAGCCUCUUCAUUCGAGAAACAUCCUGAUUUCGAGGACACGUCACGGGGUACAAUGAGCUCGACCAAUGGCGAGUCAGCGCCUAUAUCCACUACUUUGCCAUGA
This is a messenger RNA of Sclerotinia sclerotiorum 1980 UF-70, 225 nucleotides long. RefSeq lists its product as hypothetical. NCBI's taxonomy places the organism in Eukaryota, Fungi, Ascomycota, Leotiomycetes, Helotiales, Sclerotiniaceae. The coding region runs from base 1 to 225 and encodes 74 amino acids. The record is from RefSeq and is a predicted model, not a curated record. The transcript has a single exon.